Molecule: messenger RNA, 1842 nt
Organism: Trypanosoma cruzi
Lineage: Eukaryota; Euglenozoa; Kinetoplastea; Trypanosomatida; Trypanosomatidae
Product: aminopeptidase, putative
Exons: 1
Coding region: 1-1842 (613 amino acids)
Biological process (GO): proteolysis; peptide catabolic process
Cellular component (GO): cytoplasm
Molecular function (GO): peptide binding; metalloaminopeptidase activity; zinc ion binding
Source: RefSeq, a predicted model, not a curated record
AUGCAAUAUUGGCACCCAACGCACUGCACCCUGCAGCUGAAUUUUGUGCAGUCCGCUUCUCAGCGUGAUGACGGCCGCGCCCUUUUGUUGGCGGGUGAUGUAUACAGUGGGAGAUCUACUAUUCGAUACGUGCGUCGUUCAUUUUCCUCCGCGACAAUGCACGAGGAGUUUCCUGCACUUCGGGUGGAAAAUAAAGACGGACUACACUUUCAUGCCAUUACGGCCUCCACGCACGCAUUUCCAAAGGCCAGGCCUCUCGUUCUGCACUCCAUUAAGGUGCAUCAGCAGUACAAUGAUGCAGAAACCCUAAAGGUGCUGAAAGUUGUGGAGAGUGAAUUUGAUAAGGAUGACAACGGUGGGGCGGAAAGUGGUGAGCAACACAGCGUCACAUCAAAGGGGGGAAAUCCAUGCGGAAAGAAGGCGAAGAGCAAAGUUCACGAUGCCAAUGAGACCGAGCGCCAAGGGACUCAUGAUUCGUACGAUAAGCAGCAAGGUCGUUCAGAUCCGGGGUCGAAACAUGUCUUCUUUGAGGGAGCUGAAAGCAUGCCUGCCGGCUCCAUCGUCAAGUUGGAGAUUGCCUUUACUGGUAGCAUCCAGGGGUGGGAUCAAGGAGGCAUUUACGUGAAUGACAACCCGGAAAUUGUGAAGGCGGCGGCGGCAAAUUACGGUGUACUCCUUACCCACUUUGAAGUUGCCUUGGCCCGUCUUGCCUUUCCAUGCCCGGACGAUUCUCAGUGCUACCGCCUCAUCUGGCAUCUGCAGUCACUGCAAUUGCCCUCAAGCUACAGUGUGGUGGUGAGUAACACCGCAAAGCUGUCAGAGAAGGCGAUGGGUCAGAAGGGGACGCAACACACCUUUUUUCCUGUGGGUCCUUUACCCGCCUACGUGUUGGCCUUUGCCGCCUUUAGUGGUUCCGUGCAAGUGGUGGAGGAAACUCUUUUUCUCCGUGGGCCGCUCACACCCGGUGCGGAAGGCCGAAACUCGAGACUCAACACUGUAGAAAAAAUGGUACCGUUGCGAGUUUUGGCAGCCACAUUGAGUGGGGUGACAUUGGAUACACUCAGGCAAAUUGCCGACACCGUUCGGGAGGCUGUAAACCUCCUAGAAGAUUUUUUUGCCUCACCCCUUCCUUUGCAGCAGAUGCCCUUCUCAAAUGAGUUUGAGUGGCAGGAGGAUGUCCUUACGAUUGUUGUCGCUCCUACGAUGCCGUACAUAUCAGGCAUGGAGCAUCACUGCUGCAUUUUUCUCAAUGAGGCCAUUUACCGAUCUUUUUCCCGCGAUGGCACUGUGAGAGGGACAGUCCGGCGUCCCAUGACGGAGGCAAACGGAACACAUGAGGUCAGUAGAGUGAUGCUUAUUGUGCAUGAACUUGCACACCACUGGGUGGGGAAUACUCUUGGUAUGCCUUUUGUGCUGAAGGAGGGUAUUUGUCUUUUGCUGGAGCAGUGUUUUGGUGACGUCAUUGUCGGGAAACCAAUGCGGAGUAUAAAACCUUCGGGUGAAAAGAUGAUGUCCGACACCGCCGUACCGUCCCGCAGGGUAGUGUCGAGGAUAAAAAAGGCGUCAACACCGCCAGUGAUUGUGGUGGACACAGAGAAGGGCAAGGAGUUUACGGAGUACUCGUACCAGAAAGCACUAAACACACUGCGUGAUGUGGUGAGUGGCAUGGGAUUUAACGACUUUAAGGAACGCAUGCGACGCAUCUACCAAACAGAGGUGAUGGGAUGCAAAGAAAACAUCGGCAUGAUAGACGGAAGGGAUUGUGGGGAUUUAUUCCUAGCGCCGUACAUCACCACGAAACAAUUUUUAAAAUAUAUGGAGGUAUCGCGUGUAACUGUUUGA